AUGGAUUUAAACGAUAGUAGUCAUCGUCUUAAUAGAAAAAGAAUAAAAACAACAGAUGAGGAUGAGGAGGAUGAAGCUGAUUAUAAAAAAAAGCCAAGUAUUGGUUUUAAGAUUUUAGAAAAAAUGAAUUUUGAAGGAAAAGGUUUAGGAAAAUUCGGACAAGGUGUAACAGAUGAUAUAGAAGUUCAGAAUCCCAUUGGACGUAGAGGUCUAGGUCAUCAAAUACAUUCUCGUAUUGAAAUAGAUUUUAAUGAAUCUGAAGAAGUUAAAACAAUUGAAGAAACUCCAGAGUGGUGUUCAAAAUGUGAUAAUGCAUUUGAAAAAACAAAUUUAAUUGAUGAUUCAUGGAUUAUUAUUGAUAAACCUAAAGAGAAAAUUGAAGAUGAAACUAGAUAUUGUUCCUCAGAAACAUUAUUAAAAAUGCUUGAAGGAAAAAAUGUUUUUGAUCAUAUGAGUGAUAGAGAUUUAAAUUUUGCCAGACUAAGGGCAAAUCCAUAUGAAAAUGUUAAAGGAGCUUUUUUUCAAAAUAGAGCUGCUAUGAAAAUGGCUAAUUUAGAUAAAAUUUAUGGUUGGUUAUUAAGUGGUGAAACAGUUAAGGAAGAAAGAUUGAGUAAAAAUCCUUUAGAUCUAGAAAUUGAUGAAUUACAUCGCAAAAAUAAUGAUAGAGAAAAACCUUUAUUUUAUUUUGCAGAUGUUUGUGCUGGACCUGGUGGUUUUACAGAAUAUCUUUUAUGGAGAAAAAGUUUUUAUAAUGCGAAAGGUUUUGGAUUUACUUUAAUUGGUGACUGUGAUUUUAAUUUAAAUAAAUUUACUGCUGCUUCACCAAUGUACUUUCAUCCAUUUUAUGGUGUUGAAAGAGAUGGUGAUGUUAUGAAUCCAGAUAAUUUAGUUUCUCUUCAACAAUUUGUUGGAGAAGGAACUAAUGGUGAUUUUUGUGAUUUAGUUAUGUGUGAUGGUGGAUUUAAUGUUUCAGGAAAAGAAAAUAUUCAAGAAAUUUUAUCAAAACGUUUAUAUUUAUGUCAAUUUAUUGCAGGAUUAUCUCUUUGUCGUCAAAGUACUGAAAAUACAAAAGGUGGUAAUUAUGUUUCAUUUGAAAAUAUUUCUCUUCAUAAAUGUCAUACUAGUCGCCCUGCAAAUUCUGAAAGAUAUAUUGUUUGCAAAAAUCUCAAACCAUGGGGUGGUACAAUUAUUAAAGAUUAUUUAAUGAGUAUAAAUAAAAAAUUAAAUGAUUUUGAAAGGAAAGGUUUAAGUAAUGUAAAAGAUAUACUUGAAAUUGUUCCAGAAGAAGUAAUUUAUAAUGAUGAACAAUUUUAUAAUUAUAUUGUAAAUCAUAAUGAAAACGUUGCACAACGUCAAACUUUUUACUUAAAUAAAUAUGCUAAAUAUGCUCAAAAUUCUACUAAACGUGAUAAAGAUCAAGAAACUAUUAGAAAUGAGUGUCUUCAGUAUUGGGAAAUUCCAAAAAGACCAAAAAUAGUUAUUAAUAAUCAUAAUAAUCCUGGUAAAUCAUAUAAUGAUUGUUGUGAAUAUAUGAUAAAAUUAUUACAUAGUAAUACAUUUUGCCCAACAAAUAUUGAAAAACUUCCUAAAUCUGUAGAGGAUACAUUUUUCAAGGUGGCGAGUCAUGAAGCUAAAAGGAGGAGAAUGGAAGAAAUUAGAUUCAAUUUUACUCCCAUUCUAUCAGAAAGGGGAAUUCUUUCAUCAUCCAGAGAUGGUGUUUUUAGAUUAUUGAGUUCUGGAAAAUUUGUAAAAAUUGCAGAACUUAAUCAUAUAAUACCAUUUGAUAGUUUCGUUUACUAUGAAAAAACACCACUUUUUAAAAAAGCACAUGGAAGAAUGAUAGAAGCUUAUUCUUCUGUUGAUACUUCUUAUAGAAUUAUUGAUGCUGCCAUAAUUAGUGGUGAUUAUAUUGCUGAUGAGCCUUAUGAUAAAAGAAUGGCUUCAAUAAAAAAGAUGUGUCAGGCAGUGUCAAAGUCAAAAGGUGAAUCAAAGAGAAGUAAUGAAAAUAUGAGUAGAAGAGAAAAAGAAUUAAAUGAAAAAAUAUCAAAUAAUAAAAAUAGCAAAAGUCGUUUUCCUAAAAAACCACCUACACCUUUAGAUAAUGAGGAUACAAUUUUAGCAUCCGAUUUGUAUAAGAUAUCCGAUAUUGAUAAUAUACUUAAUAAUAUUGAGAUACAUUGUUAUAAUCAAAAAUACAUGGCAUUUUUGAAGAUAGAAAAUGAUUUUUAUAUACCUAUAUCAGGUUUGAGGUUUUUUAACAUCUUAAAGAAGUACAAUCAAUGGUACUAUAGUGAAAGUAACAAAAAUUUGUAUAUGGUUAAUUUUGAAAAAAAACAAACGUAUCUCGAAGGGCAUGUAGCAAAUAAUCCAAAAAUUUUUUAUAAUUCUUUUUAUGAUAUGUUUUUAAUGGAAUCAAAAAAUUUUGCUAAUGUUUUCUCAUGGCAAUGGUCAAUUAAUAAUAAUACUUCAAUAAAAACUUUGAUUGAAAAUGACUGUGUUUUAAAGUCAUAUUUCAACUUUAAUUCCCUUUCAGAUGAAUAA
Messenger RNA from Strongyloides ratti, 2541 nucleotides. Its product is annotated as Cap-specific mRNA (nucleoside-2'-O-)-methyltransferase 1. Gene Ontology annotation, molecular function: methyltransferase cap1 activity; nucleic acid binding. The transcript is spliced from 2 exons. The record is from RefSeq and is a predicted model, not a curated record. The coding region runs from base 1 to 2541 and encodes 846 amino acids. Gene Ontology annotation, biological process: 7-methylguanosine mRNA capping. Gene Ontology annotation, cellular component: cytoplasm; nucleus. NCBI's taxonomy places the organism in Eukaryota, Metazoa, Nematoda, Chromadorea, Rhabditida, Strongyloididae.